CGUAGAUAUAAUUGUCAGUGGGAAGCUAAUCUUAUCGACAAAAAAUUUAAAAAUAAACAUAAGUAGACAAAAUUUCUGUAUGGUCUGAUUUAAAAUUUUAACAUCCAGCUUCUCAGUAUCAGUUUUUAAGCACUCAGGAGUCCAUCAGGUAUAUAAAAUUGGAUAAGCUAAUGCCGUUGUCGCAGUAAGAUAGGUCGCGUAGGCUAGUGUUUCUAACCGCUAGCAAUAUAUCACUUUAGCAACAUUGAAUACAUAACAAGUGAAAGACUGUGUUUUGUCUUGCGACUCUCGACCCUCCCACAAGCGUUCAAUUCAUUUGUGUGUCAAACGCCGCACAGGUUCCACUGUACCUACUGACAGAACUGCUUUAGCUCGUUGAGGCUAAGCUAAUAAAUUAGCUAAGCUAAGCGGAUAACGUCGUGAGUGGUGUAUUAAUGGUGUGGUACCUAAUCACUCCAAUCAUGUGUCACAACACAAUGGUUCUAAAGCUGUACUACUUGGAGGAUGGCCCACCCUCCCUCUCAUGCAGGCAAACCCUGGAGGCGCUGGGGGUACCCUUCGAGCUCGUCAACGUUAGCUUUUACAACGGCGAGCACAUGACUGAGGAAUUUGCAAAGAAAAACCCACAAAAGGAACUACCAGUGUUGGAAGAUGAUGGGUUCUUCCUAAACGAGAGUGUCGCUAUGAUGCAGUACAUCUGCGACAAAUUUAAACCCAACAACUCGUUGUACCCGACUGAUCCAAAAGCAAGGGCCAUUAUCAACCAACGUUUGAUGUUCACCUCGAGCACAUACUACGCUGAGCUGUUAAACUAUUUUAUUAUGCCGAUCUAUUUUAAAUACGAACGCACUCCCGAAGGCUUGAAGCGUGUGCACCGUGCCUUAGACUUGUUCGAGACGUACCUGGAGCGCGAGGGUACCAGCUACGCAGCUGCCAACCACCUCACCAUUGCUGACUUCCCUCUCAUCAACGCCACUAUGGCUAUGGAAGUUACUGAUUUCGACUUUUCCAAGUACAAAAGGAUAACAAAAUGGUACAAUGACUUCAAGAAGAAUCAGCCCAAAUUAUGGAGUAUCACCGCUGAGGGUAUGAGCUUGAUGAGGAAAUGUGUAGAAAAUCCACCAGACCUAUCACACUUAAACCACCCCUUACACCCUGCGAGAAAAGCUGAAUAGAGAACUGAAUGGAACUAUUUUCUUAAAUACUUUUGUGAUUUUCUAAGAGAUGGCGCUCAUUUCAACUACAUACAUAUUGUAAGAUUGAAGUGCAUUUUUAUGUAAAAUCUUGGAUUUUUUUUAUAUAUCGCAAAUUUUUCUUGCCUUAUAUAUAUAAUUAAUAUAAAAAUUGCUAAGUUAUAACUGUCUUGUGUAUUAAUAACACCUGUAAAACAAAAUUGUCUAAGAAACGUAGUAUCGUACACUAGUUCUAGUUAGUCUCAACAGACGGCGAUUGGUGCAAAAAACAUGAUUGAGUUUUAAAACAAUACACGUAAAAACAAAAGUAGUACAUUGAUAAUGUUUAUCAUCGACUUCGUGUUGAAGCUAAUAAUAAACUCACUAAUCCGACCUUAGAAAAGAAUGGGCCAGCGCGAGCGGUCAGCUACGGCUACCACGAAGACUAAGACUUGUCCGACUACUUAGGAAUUCGGUAAAAAAACAUCACUGUUUAAGUAAAUAAAUAUCGUUAUUUAGUUAUUUAUUAACACACUUUGAUAUCAUAUUUGGGAAAUUAAAUAAGUAUAAAAACAAGAUCUUAUCCUCGAUGGUUCUUAGAUAUUACGAAAAUUAGCUUAACUGCUCUUCCUCUUCCACUUCUCGCGCCGACACACAUCUCUUCAUAUAACCAAGGCAGGCGUUGGUGCAGCAAUCCUUGUGAUUGAUACACUGCAAAAGCAAACACGUAGAUGAAAACCUAGAUUUGUUAUCAUUAUCAAGCAUAGAUCAAGGAAAGAACUUAAAAUUUGCAGUGCAGAUGCAGUUACCGGAUUGACUUAUUGAUUCACCUGUGAGGUUAUUGAUAGGUACAAUAUAUAUAAUAAGAGGAUAUUAUAAACAAACUGCAAAAUUCUUAUCCACUUACAAAAACAUAAGACUAUAUUUACCUACACAAAUAAGUACUAUUUAAUAUACCUAAUGUAAAUAUACCCACAUGUACACACAAUAUAGUACUAACAUACUACUUAGCUUUUUUUGUUGGCACCGAUGCUAUGCAAGGACAAUGCAAGCACUAUAAAGAUGCAAGUGUAUUGUUUGUGUUGUGUGUAUAAAUUAUUAAAAGCCGCAAAUUUUCAAGGUCUGUUUACCCAUCUUAAUUUUGUCCCGAUGAAGCAUUCAUACCGUCAUAGUUAAUAAAUUAUCAUGAUAAAGGCUAUUCAACAGUUUUUCCUUAUUCGCUUCUCUCAUUGUUGGCACAUCUCACUCACGAUACUCAACAUAAACAAAACAAAGAAAGUUAUUUUUAAAACUUACGAAUUCUCCAAUCUUAGCACAUCCAGCACUCUCAGUGACACUGUUUGGUUGUGGCACUUCAAUUGGCGUUGCUUCUGGUGCAUUGUUCUCUUCUAAUUCUGCAUCAGGGAGAGGAAUAUCCUUCGUGACUCGAUCAGUGAUCAAACUGCAGGUCACGUAAGUAGACACAGCGAGGAACAAAAGUAUGGGCGUGAGGCGACACAUUGUGCUUAGAUGCAGGACGAUACUAACGGAGCUGUGUGUUCGGGUGCUGAUAUAGGGUCACCUGACAUUCGCAUUAACGGCACCCGCAUGGAUUCCGAUAACGGACGUGUCGUAAACAUCGUUUACAGGACGUUGUUUUUGUGUAUGGCGUGUUUUAUCGCUUAUUUCAUUUUGAGUAUCCAUUUACCUACUUGUUAUUCUUUCUAAAUACAUAGUGUAGUUACUGGUAUAUGCAAAAACAAAAACAACUAGGUAUUCGACUUGUUUUUGUUUUGUUUUUUGUAAGUAAGUACCUAUCCAAACUGGGUGAAUGUUAAAAUAUUGAAUGGAAAGAAACCAGAUUAACGAACUCGAAAUGUAUCUUACUCGUUUGCGUACCUACCUAUUAAACUAUUUGUUGGUAGAUAUUGUUAUUCUGAUUAAUCCGUG
Molecule: messenger RNA, 3101 nt
Organism: Spodoptera exigua (beet armyworm)
Lineage: Eukaryota; Metazoa; Arthropoda; Insecta; Lepidoptera; Noctuidae
Source: the annotation of a GenBank genome assembly